AUGUCGGGAAGGAUGGAGAAAUGGGCCCUACAUCUGAGUAGGUACGAUAUACAACAUGAGCCUAGAACCGCAAUCAAGUCACAAGCUCUAGCAGACUUUGUAGUAGAUUUCAGCCCAGCCCUUGAGGAAGAAGCACAGAAAGAAGUUUUGGCCUUACAAGAACCAAAGGCUACGCAGAAAUGGACACUCCAUACAGAUGAUGCAACAAACAUACGCGGCGUAGGCCUAGGAGUGGUACUGACAUCACCACAGAGAGACAAAUUAGCACGAGCAAUAAGAUGUAACUUCAAAGCCACCAACAAUGAGGCCGAGUAUGAAGCACUAAUCACAGGGUUAACUGUCGCAAGAGAUAUGAAAAUACAACAUCUAGAGGUAAUCUCAGAUUCCUUACUCAUGGUAAAUCAAAUCAAUGAGGAAUACGCAGCAAAGGACGCCAGGAUGAUAGCCUACCUAGAAGUCACAAGAAGGCUUAUUAAGGGGUUUAAGGAAUUCAAGAUAGACCAAGUACCCAGGAACUUAAACACUGAAGCAGACGCCCUGGCAAACUUGGGGUCAAAUAUUAACCCUGAAGAAUUCAGAGCAAUCCCCCUAGUACACGUACUUUCUCCAGCUAUAGAAAAGGAAGCAACUAUGAAUGUCCACGAAAUCCAAACAGACCCUGUAGGGGAGGAAGAGAGCAGUUGGACGAAACCUCUCAAAGAUUAUCUCCAGGACAAAAUAGUACCAGCAGGGAAAGUAGCAGCCUCAGCACUUGCCCUAAGGGCAUCAAAGUAUUGCCUAAUCAGCAACGUACUCUUCAAAAUGUCUGUAGCAGGUCCCUUCUUACGAUGCUUAGAAAAUGAAGAAGCGCAGCAGGUCCUACAGUCCCUACACAGUGGGAAAUGCGGAAACCAUUCAGGAGGAAGAAAUCUGGCCAACAGGGCACUCGGGAUGGGAUACUACUGGCCUAGCAUGCGAAAGGAAGCCGCAGAAUUUGCCAAGAAAUGCCUAGCAUGCCAGAAACACGCACCUUUAACACAUAAACCAUCUGAAGAGUUGCACCCCACAUUGACACCUUGGCCAUUCAUGAAGUGGGGAAUGGACAUUGUAAAAUUACCUCCAUCGUAA
Messenger RNA from Chenopodium quinoa (quinoa), 1107 nucleotides. RefSeq lists its product as uncharacterized. The coding region runs from base 1 to 1107 and encodes 368 amino acids. Lineage: Eukaryota; Viridiplantae; Streptophyta; Magnoliopsida; Caryophyllales; Amaranthaceae. The record is from RefSeq and is a predicted model, not a curated record. The transcript has a single exon. Gene Ontology annotation, molecular function: nucleic acid binding; RNA-DNA hybrid ribonuclease activity.